Messenger RNA from Ziziphus jujuba (common jujube), 1245 nucleotides. RefSeq names its product phytanoyl-CoA dioxygenase. The transcript has 9 exons. Lineage: Eukaryota; Viridiplantae; Streptophyta; Magnoliopsida; Rosales; Rhamnaceae. The record is from RefSeq and is a predicted model, not a curated record. Bases 104 to 955 code for a protein of 283 amino acids. Gene Ontology annotation, molecular function: phytanoyl-CoA dioxygenase activity.
GACCUUAUCUGUCAUAACCGCAACUGCAAGUUUGACCAAAUUUGAGUAUAAAAGUCGGCCAAUAUUUCGUGGAGCGACAAAGAGAACCAACAAAACCAGCCCCAUGGGGAUCGUCCAAACUCUCACUCAUGACCAGCUCCAAUCCUUUAACUCCGAUGGUUAUAUAGUGAUGGAGUCGUUUGCGAGUGAUGAGGAAAUCGAGAGCAUGAGGAAGAGAAUGGAGCAGUUGCUCAAUGAAUUUGACUACUCCGCUAAUGCCUCUAUUUUCUCCACCAAGAAUCAGCAACAGCUUACCGAUGAUUAUUUCUACGAAAGUGCAGAAAAAGUUUCGUUUUUCUUUGAAGAGAAAGCUUUUGAGGAUGAUGGAAAACUGAAGCAGCCAAAGGAAUUCUCUAUCAACAAAGUUGGCCAUGCAUUACACGAGAAAGACCCAGUGUUUAAUAAGUUCUCUGACUCUGAGAAAUUUUCUGGUUUGUUAUGCUCUUUGGGCUACAAGAGACCGGUCAUCAUUCAGUCUAUGUAUAUAUUUAAGCAACCAGGUAUUGGUGGAGAGGUAGUGCCACAUCAGGAUAACUCUUUUCUAUAUACUGAACCACCAACCUGCACAGGGCUGUGGCUGGCCCUGGAAGAUGCAACAAUAACAAAUGGUUGCCUCUGGGCUAUUCCUGGAUCUCAAAAAAAUGGACUUGUCAGAAGAUUUAUUAGAGGUGAAGAUGGGGUCACCUUUGAUAGGCCAUCCCCAGAUUAUGAUCAUAAAGAUUUUGUGCCUAUUGAAGUGAAGGCUGGUUCCUUGGUUGUAAUUCAUGGUGAUCUUAUUCACCAAAGUCUUGAGAAUCAGUCCUCGAAAUCAAGGCAUGCCUACAGCUUGCAUGUGAUAGAUACUGAUGGCUGCAAAUGGGCUGAAAAUAAUUGGAUCAGACGAAAAACAGAGCCAAAGCCGCUUUAUGUCUCUUGAUCUAACUUGAGAGCUGAUCUGUAUUAUUCAAGCUAAGCCACCAUUUUCUCUGGCAUGGCAUGCUUGUCUAUUGAAAGAUAUGUAGUUGUCAUGAAGUAAAGGGAGGUUAUAAAAGUUACUUUAGUUUUAUAAUGUUACUCUUAGUUCCCAUCAGUCUUGUAAUUGGUAAAUAUUUUUGCCUGUUUGUUUCUUUAAGACAUUAUACAAUGUCUUUAUUGACUGUUGUACUAUUAGAAUAAAAUUCUCUCAAUAAUAUUAAAAAUAAAUAAAUAAAAUAAAGUAAUUUGAUU